Molecule: messenger RNA, 2406 nt
Organism: Tachyglossus aculeatus (Australian echidna)
Lineage: Eukaryota; Metazoa; Chordata; Mammalia; Monotremata; Tachyglossidae
Gene: CPM
Product: carboxypeptidase M
Exons: 8
Coding region: 1-1365 (454 amino acids)
Biological process (GO): proteolysis
Cellular component (GO): cell surface
Molecular function (GO): zinc ion binding; metallocarboxypeptidase activity
Source: RefSeq, a predicted model, not a curated record
AUGGCGCUGCCGCCGCCUCCCCCGUUGAUGCUGCCGCCGCUGCUGUCGCUGCUGUCGUGGUGGUGGUGGUGUCCGUGCUCGGGGCUGAACUUCAGCUACCACGGGCAGGCGGCCCUGGAGGGCUUCCUGGGGGACGUGGCCGCCGCGCACCCGGACAUCGCACACCUGCACAGCGUCGGAACCUCCGCCGCAGGUAGAAACCUGUGGGUUCUCGUCCUGGGAAGGUUUCCAACCAAGCACACAGUUGGGAUUCCUGAGUUCAAAUAUGUGGCUAACAUGCACGGGGACGAGACCGUGGGAAGGGAGCUGCUGCUUCACCUGAUCGACCACUUGGUCACCAACGACGGACGGGACCCAGUCAUCACCCGCAUGCUCGAUACCACCCGCAUCCAUAUCAUGCCUUCCAUGAACCCCGACGGAUUUGAAAGCAUCACCGAGCCCAACUGCUAUUACUCGGAAGGCAGGUAUAACGGAAACAGCUUCGACUUGAAUCGGAACUUCCCAGAUGCAUUUGAAAAUCACAGCGAAGUCAUUCAGCCGGAAACCCGGGCGGUAAUGAACUGGCUGAAAUCGGAGUCGUUUGUCCUCUCGGCCAAUUUACACGGAGGGGCCGUGGUGGCCAGCUACCCGUUCGACAAUGGCAACGAAAAGACGGGGAUAUUGCAGGGCCAUAGCCUGACCCCAGACAAUGAUGUUUUUGAAUAUCUUGCCUAUGUGUACGCCUCAAAGAAUUCCAAAAUGCAGAAAGAAAAUCAGUGUAAAAACAGUAAGAGCUUCACCAGCGGUAUUACGAACGGGUACAACUGGUACCCACUCCAAGGUGGAAUGCAAGAUUACAACUACAUCUGGGCACAGUGUUUUGAAAUCACACUGGAGCUGUCAUGCUGCAAAUACCCAUCAGUGAAGCAACUUCCCAGCUACUGGAACGACAAUAAAGACUCAUUAAUUGAAUACAUUAAACAGGUUCAUCUAGGUGUGAAGGGCCAAGUUUUCGAUCAGAAUAAAUCCCCCAUCCCCAGCGUGAUAGUGGAAGUGCAAGGAAGAAGCCACAUCUGUCCUUACAGAACCAACAAAUAUGGAGAAUAUUACCUUCUUCUCCUGCCCGGAUCCUAUGUGAUUAACGCUACCAUACCGGGGCACAACUCGAUGCUCAAGAAGGUCACCGUUUCAGAUAGCCCCCGGAACUUCAGCGCUUUGAAAGUGGACUUCGAUUUCCCAUUCCCCAUGAAGCUGGCCCCCAACACGACGCACGACGCCUGGUGCCCCGAAAUCCCUCUCUACGUGGAUUUCAGAAGCCGCUCGGAGGCGCUGAAGCCUUGCUCGCUCUUCUUGGUUUUACUGACUCUUUUGACCGCAACUUUUUAAAUAAAACAAACAAACAAAAAAGCCCAGCAGAAGCCAUCGCUAGCCAACGCUAGGAUAAACUCAUCCAGCGGACCGUCCUCCCCUUUCGCGGCUGACCACUCUGUCGGGACCGUGUCGACCCCCGGGGGGAAGCGAUUAACUUCUCCCAGCGAUGGACUGUUUCUAAAUUCUACAGAGGCAUCCUUUGUGGUAACACCAAGGCCCUUUUUUUUUAAUCUCAUCUCGACCCUCGCCAGAAGAGGUCGAGGAGACUGGGGCCGGUUUAGGUGCUGUUGAAAACGAUGCCGUUCAAGAAUUCACGCGCCAUGGUUACUUCAAAGCUUUUCCUUCCACCUGAGGUGCGAGGUUAUCUUACCUUUCACCACAUUUCCAGGGCUGAGAUGACAAAGUCAGGGGCUACCACUUCGGCUCCGUCUGACCCACCAUCCCCCCCGCUCCAGACUCGACUUCAGCCCUGACUCUUGGUUCAACAUGUGUAUUGACUUCUUGCCUUAAAGACACCACCCCCAGGCCCCAACACACAGACACACACACGUAAGACGGCUUGUGUGGUCUACACCGGACACAACUUGCUCUGGACACUCAAUAAGUCUACAGGGCACCAGGCAAUCCUUGGAAAACGAUCUUUCCCCGGAAAGCUAAGUCGGUAAUUUCCUUCCCAAGACAAGGUUCCUCACCCUAGAAUCAGCCACAGUCACAGUGUCCCCCUCCGUGGUGAUUUCCAUCACGAUUUCCACCGCUUGUCCUGCUGCCGUUUGCACUUUAAGGGUGGAUGGAUGGAUUUGCAUUUUCCUCCCAACCAGCCUCCUGUAACCAUUUGAAGAAGCUUAACGCCAAAAAAACUCAUGGAGCAAAAAAAAAAAAAGCCUGUGUUUUGCAAAAUCUAUAUUAACGUAGAAGAGUUUUACACAUCUUGGUUAAAUCAGAUCAACGGGAUAUUUUGAUCACUUUGAAGAAUCUUGUAUUUUUACUCCUAUAGAAAAUACAGUAUAUUGCAGAAGAGUCUAAGCCAUUAUUAAACUUAAGAUUGCGAAUUCCACA